GGCUGUGUAAUUUUGAGUAAAUCGCUGAUACUUUCUCUUUUAUUGCAAAACCCCCAAACUCAUAUCAAAUCCGUCAUCUUUCCCUUGCCCGAUCUUCAUUGCCCGAUUCACAUCCCCCAUCUCUAAUGCCCCGUACCCCAUUCCAGCUCCCCGCCCUCAAACGACCAACAACAACACUCCACUCCAGAUUUAACAGCACCAUGUCUACCCCUCAAACCAACGGUCACCCCAAAGGGAAAUUCACUCCCGCUUUGCGAUUAGACACCAUCAAUGGGGCAGUCCCAAAUGUUCAAUAUGCCGUUCGUGGUGAACUAGCAUUACGUGCCGACAAAUAUUUACAUAAACUCCAUGAUCAUCCCAAAGAUCAUGGAUUGCCAUUUGAUAGAGUCGUCACUGCCAAUAUUGGAAAUCCUCAACAAGCGGGAUUAGAUCAAAAACCAAUCACUUUUUGGCGUCAAGUGAUCAGUCUUUUGGAAUACCCAGAUUUGUUGGAUAAACAUUUGGAAGUGGCUAAACAGAUAUAUCCCGUGGAUGCGAUUGAGAGAGCUAAGAAGUUACAUGCUGAGAUUGGAAGUGUUGGAGCUUAUAGUCAGAGUAAAGGUGUGGUAACGAUCAGAAGGAGGGUGGCUAAGUUUAUUGAAGAACGUGAUGGCUAUCCCUCGGAUCCUGAACACAUCUUCCUCACAGCCGGCGCAUCAGGAGGUGUAGCUUCCAUCCUCGGUGUCGCCCUUCAUCCCGGUGACGGGUGUCUCAUUCCUAUCCCUCAAUAUCCUCUUUACACCGCUACCCUAGCUUAUUUAUCUGCGACUCCUCUCCCAUACUACCUAUCUGAAGAAAACAACUGGUCCAUGUCUCAUGACACCAUCCUCGAAUCCGUAUCCAAAGCCCGCCAGGAAGGCGUACCGGUGAAAUCGUUGGUCAUCAUCAACCCCGGUAACCCCACAGGAGCAUGUUUGGAUCGAAAAGCUAUGGAAGCGGUCAUUCAAUUAUGUUACGAAGAAGAAAUUUUGUUACUUGCCGAUGAAGUGUAUCAAGCAAACAUCUUUUAUCCGGAACAGAAACCAUUCGUAUCGUUCAAAAAGGUUUUGAUGGGUAUGCCUGAAGAAAUUGCAAAGAGUGUGGAAUUGGUCAGCUUUCAUUCUAUCUCCAAAGGAAUGAGUGGGGAAUGUGGGAGGAGAGGAGGAUAUUUCGAAUGUGUCAAUAUUUUGCCCGAGGUCAUGGAUCAGAUUUAUAAGAUGGCUAGUGUAUCACUAUGUCCACCUCUGACCGGACAGAUCGGCGUUGACCUCCUCGUCUCCCCUCCCAAACCCGGCGACCCCUCGUUCAGUCAAUGGGAAGAAGAAACUCAAAGUAUCCUUGCGAACCUCAAAUCUCGCAGUGCUUACAUGAGCGAUAAAUUCAAUUCUUUACCAGGGAUGAGCUGUGCGAUAGAAGAAGCUAAGACGAGAGGGAAAGAGCCAGAUGUCAUGUAUGCUUUGGAUCUGCUUGAUGCCACAGGAAUCUGCGCCGUCGCAGGAUCAGGCUUCGGUCAAGUUCCCGGCACGUAUCAUAUCCGUGUCACCGCGUUGUGUCCUGGAGUGGAAGAAUACUGUGGAAAGAUUGAGACGUUCCAUAAAGAAUUCAUGGAGAAGUGGGCGUGAUUACGGGGCCGUUCCCUCCCUCGGGAGAUACGGUCCAUAUACAAGUCUAUCACCCUUCAUCAGACUAUGGAUCCGUCUAGGUUGGUAAGAUGGGAGGUACUGUAUGUGGAUAUGAUGAUCUGCAUCUUAUGUGUUCUUC
Tremella mesenterica DSM 1558 is the source of this 1779-nucleotide messenger RNA. RefSeq lists its product as uncharacterized. The record is from RefSeq and is a predicted model, not a curated record. Gene Ontology annotation, biological process: biosynthetic process. Lineage: Eukaryota; Fungi; Basidiomycota; Tremellomycetes; Tremellales; Tremellaceae. The coding region runs from base 126 to 1640 and encodes 504 amino acids. Gene Ontology annotation, molecular function: pyridoxal phosphate binding; L-alanine:2-oxoglutarate transaminase activity. The transcript has 5 exons.